AUGGGUUCGUUAAGAUUUUCCAUUCCAUUGGACCCAUUUGACUCGAAAAGGUUUCAUUUUUCUGCGAACCCACUUCAGUUUCCUGAUCAAUUUCCAAUUUUUUCAGUUACCAGUAGUAUUUCCGCCACUAGAGCUUUCACAAUCGGUUCUCCGACUAGCGUUAGUAAAACCCGAGUCGCUCGCCUCGGUACUGAAGCAAACGAGGCCGAGAAUGCUAUUGAUUCUUCGACCGAAAAUGGUUCUGUAAGUGAAGCUACCGUCGAGAAAAUCCGGAUUUCUAAACUGAAAGGUAGAGAUACGUUCUCGAGUGGUAAUAAGAGAUGGGCAAAGAAAGAUGUAGCUCGAAACUUCAGUUUCAGAAGAGAAAGCAAUGAGCUUGAGCUUGAGGGUUUGUUUGUGACCAAUGGGGAAAUGGAUGUUAACUAUUCCGCUAUUAAACCAGGUCUGAGUUUGGAGCAUUACAACGCUAUAUUGAAACGGCUCGAGAGUUGCAGUGACACCAAUGCCGUCAAGUUCUUUGAUUGGAUGAGAUGUAAAGGCAAACUAGAAGGUAACAUUGGAGCCUACAGUUUGAUUCUCAGAGUUUUAGGAAGGAGAGAAGAAUGGGAUCGAGCCGAGGAUCUGAUCAAAGAGUUGUGUGGAAUGCAGGGGUUUCAGAAGAGCUUUCAGGUCUUCAACACGGUUAUCUACGCGUGUUCUAAAAAGAAGAACGUGAAGUUAGGUUCAAAGUGGUUUCAGAUGAUGCUGGAGCUCGGUGUUCGACCAAAUGUGGCUACCAUAGGUAUGCUCAUGGGUCUUUAUCAGAAGAACUGGAACGUCGAUGAAGCCGAGUUCGCGUUUUCUCAUAUGAGAAAGUUCGGGAUCGUGUGUGAAUCUGCUUACUCCUCUAUGAUAACGAUUUACACGCGUUUGAGAUUAUAUGUUAAAGCAGAGGAAGUUAUACGCUUGAUGAAAGAAGAUGGAGUGAAGCUGAAUCUAGAGAACUGGUUAGUGAUGCUUAACGCUUAUAGCCAGCAGGGUAAGAUGGAGCAUGCCGAAUCUGUAUUAACCUCUAUGGAAGCAGCAGGUUUUGCUCCAAAUAUCAUUGCGUACAAUACUCUCAUCACUGGUUAUGGUAAGGUUUCUAAAAUGGAGGCUGCACAUAGUUUAUUCCACCGACUCUGUGAUAUUGGGCUGGAACCGGAUGAAACAACAUACAGGUCAAUGAUCGAAGGAUGGGGCCGUGCUGACAAUUACGAGGAAGCAAAAUGUUACUAUCAAGAGCUGAAGCGGUUGGGAUAUAAACCCAAUUCAUCCAAUCUUUUUACUUUAAUCAAUCUGCAGGCUAAGUAUGGAGACAACGAUGGUGCUAUUAAGACUAUCGAGGAUAUGGUAAAUGUGGGAUGCCAAUAUCCUUCGAUCCUUGGCAUCAUUCUUCAGGCUUAUGAGAAGGUGGAGAAGCUUGAUGUAGUGCCUUCUGUUCUCAAAGGUUCUUUUCAUAACCACAUCCGUUUGAACCAGACUUCUUUCUCAAUUCUAGUGAUGGCUUUUAUCAAACAUGGUAUGGUUGAUGAUUGCUUGGCGUUGCUGCGGGAAAAAAAGUGGAGAGACUCGGCGUUUGAGUCCCACUUGUAUCAUCUGUUGAUUUGCUCUUGCAAAGAAUCUGGUCGGCUUAACGAUGCUGUGAAGAUAUACAACCAUACGAUGGAAUCCGAUGGCGUGAUAAAUCUGCACAUUACAUCCACAAUGAUUGAUAUCUACACUGUGAUGGGUGAAUUUGGUGAAGCGGAGAAGCUUUACUCAAAGUUGAAGUCUUCUGGAGUUGUGUUGGACAGGAUUGGGUUCAGCAUCGUGGUGCGAAUGUACAUGAAAGCCGGAUCCUUGGAAGAAGCAUGCUCUGUUCUAGAGAUCAUGGAUGAGCAGAAAGACAUUGUUCCGGAUGUGUUCUUGUUUCGUGAUAUGCUUCGGAUAUAUCAGAAGUGUGGUCUUCAGGACAAACUCCAGCAGUUGUACUACAGGAUCCGAAAGAGCGGGAUCCAUUGGGAUCAGGAGAUGUACAAUUGUGUUAUAAACUGCUGUGCACGUGCGCUUCCGCUCGAUGAACUCUCAAGAGCUUUUGAGGAGAUGAUCCGGUGUGGAUUUACUCCUAAUACAGUCACAUUCAAUGUCCUCCUCGAUGUUUAUGGUAAAGCCAAGCUCUUCAAAAAAGUCAAGGAGGUUUUCUUGCUAGCGAGAAGACACGGAGUUGUGGAUGUGAUAUCUUACAACACCAUCAUAGCCGCUUAUGGACAGAACAAGGACUUCGCAAACAUGUCAUCAGCGGUUAGAAAUAUGCAAUUCGACGGGUUCUCUGUGUCUCUUGAAGCUUAUAACUCUCUGCUGGAUGCAUACGGGAAAGACAAACAGAUGGAGAUAUUCAGAAGUAUCUUGAAAAGAAUGAAGAAGUCUACUUGUGAGACGGAUCGUUAUACAUAUAACAUCAUGAUCAAUAUAUAUGGAGAGCAAGGAUGGAUCGAUGAAGUGACGGAUGUGCUGAGAGAAUUGAAAGAAUCUGGACUUGGUCCUGACUUGUGCAGCUACAACACGCUGAUAAAGGCGUAUGGUAUAGGAGGAAUGGUUGAAGAAGCUGUUGGGUUGGUGAAAGAGAUGAGGGUAACAGGGAUAACACCUGAUAAAGUAACUUACACCAAUUUGGUCACAGCUUUGCGCAGGAACGAUGAAUUUCUUGAGGCUAUUAAAUGGUCGUUGUGGAUGAAGCAAAUGGGUAUAUAA
Molecule: messenger RNA, 2751 nt
Organism: Thlaspi arvense
Lineage: Eukaryota; Viridiplantae; Streptophyta; Magnoliopsida; Brassicales; Brassicaceae
Source: the annotation of a GenBank genome assembly